Molecule: messenger RNA, 1749 nt
Organism: Microdochium trichocladiopsis
Lineage: Eukaryota; Fungi; Ascomycota; Sordariomycetes; Xylariales; Microdochiaceae
Product: organic solute transporter Ostalpha-domain-containing protein
Exons: 3
Coding region: 301-1512 (403 amino acids)
Biological process (GO): transport
Molecular function (GO): transporter activity
Source: RefSeq, a predicted model, not a curated record
AUUGGUGGCGGGCUGUGCUGAGUCUCGUAGUUGCCUUCUGAUUACUCCCAGGCGGCCUUUACUUAUGUUGCCUUGCUCGCCCUUGCCCGGUGAGAAUAAAAUAGUUGUCCAUGGCAGCGCCUCACACUUCACUGCUGGCUUCCACGAUUCUCUACUGUCCCUGUCUGUCUAAUCUUCCCGUUCAUCUUGGAUAAUCGAGAACAUAGACACGAUCAACACCAUCUUGUCCCGUGUGCCUUGCGAUCCAAGAACACAGGGCACUUUUUGUUUUCUCCUGUUUGCAGUCAUCACCCUUCUACGAUGGGGUUCCUAGGAGGGGGCAACGACGGCGGCAGCGGCAGCAGCAGCGGCUCAGAGCCGCAGGCCGAAUCCUGCCUGGAGUACCUUGUCAUCGUUCCGACUCAGCCUAUCGCUGGAAGUUAUGACUUUUUCCACUUCAACAUGAUCCUCUCCGGUGCCUCGUGCGCCUUCGUCACAGUCACCAUCUUCAUCCUCAUGAUGCUUCACAUCCGCCAUCUCAGCAAGCCCAGAGAGCAGAUACACAUUCUUCGCUUGUGCCUCUUCAUGCCAGUCUAUGCUGUGGGCACUCUCAUCAUGGUUGUUGAGCCAAAUGCCUACGUCUACCUCAAGCCAUGGCUAAAGCUUCUAGAAGGCUAUGCCUUGGCCUAUUUCUUCCUCCUCGUCUGUCAGAUGAUCUCACCAGAAGAUGCGUCUGAUAGCGAGGCUAUGCUUGCACCACUCUUGGCACUAGCUCGCCAGAAAAACAUGAACCCCCAAGCCCUUAUGAAGUCGUACCGGUUGCGUUGGUUCUUCAUCUACCAGGCGCCGAUCGUGCUCUUCAUUGUUGCCAUUGUCACUGAUGUGGCACAGGGACUCAAGGGCUAUUGUGGUCAACAUGGCCAUCCCAGUGGCAGUAGUAGCAAGAGCAAGGUCGACACGAUUCUGUCUGUGGUUGGCAUCGUUUCUAUUAUGCUGGCUGUCUACAGCGCCAUCAAGUCCACCAUGAUGCUCAAGAGAGAGCUCAAGCCGCACAAAGGUCAACUGAAGCUAUGGGCCUUCAAAGCAUUGAUUUUGCUGCAGAUUAUCCAGGAGAUACUUUUCCUUAUCCUGACACAUGUAGAUCCUUCACCACUGGAGCCGUCUGCAACGUUAAGCUAUGUCGACAUCGAGCAAGGUCUGCCGUUGCUCAUGAUUCUCCUUGAGAUGGUCAUCUUCGCGCUCUUCUAUCAUUACGCAUAUAGCUCAUCCCCAUACAUGAUCGGUAAAGGCUCGAAGAUGGGAGGCUACUGGCCAGGUGGAUGGAAAGUCUGGCUCGAAAUACUCAAGGUCAAUCAGCUCUUCCAUGCACUUACUUUUGGCUUCCGAAUCCAGGCCGAGUACAAUCGCUUGGAGACAUCCUAUCAGCGUGGUGCUCGCAGACCGCACCAGCGAUAUAGUGAAGAGUCACUCGUCGAGCCCCACUGGCCUGCAGCAGUACCACAUCACGCCCCACCCAGCUACCAGAUGGCUUGAUGAAGGAUAUUAGGGUCUGGGGCCCGAAAGCGAGGCUCGGGUCCCCUCCUGUCUGCUGGGCUAGUGUGCAGUAGCCAUGAUUUUAUGGUCUACAAGUUUUGCCAGGCUGCGCGCAGAAUGUAUUCGUUGGACGUUGUCAUACCCUUGAGUGGAUCUCAAUUUCUUCUCAACAUAUUUCAAUAGAAUGAUCAUUUUAGAGACAUAUGCACGAAUGGACAAUACAUUAGAACAUUGCGC